This is a messenger RNA of Gracilinanus agilis (Agile Gracile Mouse Opossum), 761 nucleotides long. It is a transcript of the gene PIERCE1, whose product is annotated as chromosome 2 C9orf116 homolog. The coding region runs from base 2 to 412 and encodes 136 amino acids. Gene Ontology annotation, biological process: axoneme assembly. The transcript has 3 exons. The record is from RefSeq and is a predicted model, not a curated record. Gene Ontology annotation, cellular component: axonemal microtubule. NCBI's taxonomy places the organism in Eukaryota, Metazoa, Chordata, Mammalia, Didelphimorphia, Didelphidae.
AAUGCCGGAGGAAGCACCCGAACAAUCUUCUCAACAAGAUGAAGAAAAGGCAGAAGUUUACUUGGAGAAAACCAGUGAUUAUUACCGAGUGAGCAAAAAUUUGCCAACCAGGUUCAAUAAUCCUGGGUGGUUUCGGGGCUACAGGACUAAGGAAACUCAUCCACUGUACAGGACAACUAACCAAAAUUAUGGUAGCAGAGCACCUACUGUACAUGAAAUGCCAAAAAGUUUUCAUACCACACAACAUACCUUUUCUAAACAUUAUGGAGCUUGUGGGAUGUAUAGAAGUAAUGGUUUUAAUGUCUUCACUGACAAGAGCAUUGUGACAGGCCCUGAUAAUUUCAUCACGUAUUAUGAUCGACUGAACUUCCAUCCCAGUUACAAUGCUAGCAAACCAUCAAUCUGUGAAUAAUGAGCACAUCCUCCUCUCUUAAUGGUACUCCUGUUUCUACAUUGCAAUAUUCUGAACAAUCAGUGUAAUCAGUUCCUGUUCGAAUGACUGAUUUUUUUUUUUUUAAAGUAUGGCUAUACUGAAGUUUCCCAAGAAUUUCUGCAUAUUUGUGAAGCACUAAAAUGAACAAAGCACCAAUUAUCUCCUAUUUUUAACUUCAUUGUUAUUUUGGGUAUAGAAGAAAAUAAUCUUAUACUAAACAUUUUGACUAAGAAUCAAUAGAAAUAUACUGAAUUUGAGGACUUGACUGAAAUGAAUAAUCAAGGCAUAAGAUCUUACACAGUGCUUGGUUCUUCAGUUAAUAAAUGGA